GGUGCAGGCGGAGGGUGGCCCGCGACGCCCCGCGGGUGCCGGUGCUGGGGCUGCCCUCGGCCCUCCGUGCCAGCCUCGCCGGUGAUUCCUGAGGUUGGGAUCCAUCAGCACAGGUCCCAUGGCGCCGGGCCGGGCCCUGCUGGUGCUGCUGGUGCUGAGCCCCCUGUGGGCGUGUGGGGCUGAGCUGCUGGAGCCGGGGCUGCCUUGGGGCGGGCAGUGGGUCUGGGGGGAGGCCAAGCCCCUGCCCCACUCCCGUGGGAAGAGGGAUGACGGUGGGCAGGAGCCCGGUGCCACCGCCAUGAUCAGCAGUGACAAGAGGGAUGGUGUCUCUGUGCCACCGCCAGCACCUGGCACCAAGGCCAACCUGCUCCUGGUGCCAACCACAGCUGAUCCCAUGGAUGAUGAUUCCCCCGAGCCUGAGCUGCUCCUGAGCUCUGCAGCACCAGUGCCCAGCACCAACUCCAGCCUGCUCCAGGGGCUUGCAGUGUCCACCACAGCCGAGCCUAUGGAUGAGAGAGAUUCCCCUGCUCCUGACUUACUGGAGGACUCUGUGGCACCAACAGUGACCAGUGCCAGCACCAGCCUGCUCCGGGUGCCCACCACAGCUGAUCCCAUGGAUGAGACAGAUCCCCCUGAUCCCGACCUGCUCCCGAGCACUGCCCCACCACCAGCACUCAGCACCGAGGCCAGCCGGGUACUCGUGGUGCCAACCACAGCUGAUCCCAUGGAUGAGACUGAUUCCCCUGCUCCCGAUCUGCUGCCAGGCUCAGAGCCUGGCUCACCAUCAGCAGCCCAAAAGAGCAUCGCCACCACCCCCGGCUGGCUCACGGCACUCAUCAAGGAGGACGCAGUGACUGAUGGCCUGGACAGCGACUCCUCCACGGGGCCACGCUCAACAGCCCCCCCAGCCUUUGUCCUCACCAGCACGGGCUACGGGAAACCCAAGAAAUCCGGAGCUCCGCCUGCAUCGACCCUCGCGGCCACCUGGGACACGACGCCGGUGGGCACGGCGGCGCCCUGGGAGCCCAGCGGGGCGAUGAGCAAGUGCCUGCUGGCCAUCCUGCUGCUGGGGCUGGUGGCCGCCGCCUUCCUGGUGAGCACGGGCGUGCUGGGGACGCUGCUGUGGCGGCGGGCGCGGACGGGGGAGCGCCGCUUCGGCCCCACCGAGAUGGUUUGCAUCUCCUCGCUGCUGCCCGACGCCGAGGCGGCCGCCGGCCCCCGUCCUGUCCCCGCCCGGAGGCACAAGCUGCUGCUGCCCGACGGCAGCUCCGAGCCCGAUGGAGACAACCUGACUCUCAGCAGCUUCCUGCCGGAGCACUCCUGAGCCCCAGCGAUGGCUCCUGCAUCCCGCAGCGCUGCGGUGCCCGGUCCCCGGUGGAGCCGCGGGCAGGGCGCCCCUGUC
This is a messenger RNA of Melozone crissalis (California towhee), 1402 nucleotides long. It is a transcript of the gene SELPLG, whose product is annotated as selectin P ligand. The record is from RefSeq and is a predicted model, not a curated record. Lineage: Eukaryota; Metazoa; Chordata; Aves; Passeriformes; Passerellidae. The transcript is spliced from 2 exons. Gene Ontology annotation, cellular component: plasma membrane. Bases 119 to 1324 code for a protein of 401 amino acids. Gene Ontology annotation, biological process: hemopoiesis; leukocyte tethering or rolling.